Molecule: messenger RNA, 399 nt
Organism: Dovyalis caffra
Lineage: Eukaryota; Viridiplantae; Streptophyta; Magnoliopsida; Malpighiales; Salicaceae
Source: the annotation of a GenBank genome assembly
AUGGCCACUUGGAUCCAAUUUCUUCUCUGCUUUAAUAUCGCACUCUGUCUUUUGAGUGUAGGAGCAAUUGACGAUCAAGAACAACAUUUACCAAUUGUUCAAGUCAUCAAUUCAUUACCUCCAAACUCACAAACACUGCAAGUUAGCUGCGAUACCGAGAAUAUUGAUUUGGGUGAACACACACUUUCUGUAGGUCAAGUCUACGAAUGGAAAGUUGAGAAGAAGUCUAUAUAUUACUGCGCAGCUCAAUGGAAACUAUAUUUUGCUUCGUGGCAUGCGUUUGAACUACCUAGAGAUGAGAAUCGAGAAAUGGUGUAUUGGGCAGUGAGGAAAGAUGGGUUUUAUCUUAGCUGGGAUAAAACCAAGUGGGUGAGGAAUUCUACUUGGGAAACUGAGUGA